GAUACAAGAAACAUGUUUGACGGCAUCCCAGGAUAUGAGGGAAUUGCGGCAGGUGGAGGUGGUGCGUAUCUUCCUCCUCCAAUGCCUUCUGUGCCGAUGCCUGUGCCUGAACACGCUUCCAGCCAUCCAGAGUGGCACAACAACAUUCCUUCCAUCUCAGAGGGAAGAGCGCAUCAAGCUUUUGAAGAGUACGUCUCCAGCAAGUGCUGCUAUAGUUCUGCCCCGGUCAGAGAGGGGGUCAUAACUAAUAUGGAGUCAUUUAAUACCUACAGGUAUCGUUUGGAGACAUUCGCAGAGUCCAGAUCUACUAAAUGGAGUCAGGAGCCUUACACAGUCUUGUAUCCCUUAAUCAGUAGAAAACUUCCACAAAUGCAUGAUUCAUAUAUUCUUCUGAGCCAGCUGCUCGUCUUCAUCAGCCUCAAAGUUAAAUGGAGCACUGAGAAGGACGAUUACGUGCAAGAUUCGAGUGGACUGAGACCAGAAAAGCUGGGGAAGGUUUCAGGAAAGGAGCUCUUCAAAGACGCCCAGAUUAUGGUCUAUCCAGUGAUGGGUUUCCCUGAUGUUUCUGUUGCACAAGCAUCUGAACGUUUAAUAAGAGACCAUCAGGUGAAAUAUACCAAGAACUCCCGCAUAUUACAACAGAGGCAGACGAUUGAGCUCAUUACCAUAACGAAAGUGAAUUACACAUGGAAAGAGAAGUCCUAUGUUUACUGUGUGUAUGGAAAUGAGUUGAAAGUGAACACUGAUGAUUAUCCCGCCACCUGCUGCUGUUCUGUCAUGUGACUCAACAACAACGCUGUACAUGCAAACAUCAAAACCGCUGACUCUACAUCCCACAUUCAUCACAUCUCAAAACACCUUGUCAGAGAUGGCUAUUAC
Molecule: messenger RNA, 879 nt
Organism: Sinocyclocheilus grahami
Lineage: Eukaryota; Metazoa; Chordata; Actinopteri; Cypriniformes; Cyprinidae
Product: protein SSUH2 homolog
Exons: 9
Source: RefSeq, a predicted model, not a curated record